AUGAGCAAUACAAAAUCAGUGACAAGUUCUCAGAGCACGACUUCGCAAAGCGAGCCACCACAGCCAUCGCCACUGACAGUGGACCCGGCCAACCCGCAGGAGCAGACGCUUGGGUUCAGGAUCACCCCGCCGCUGGAAGACGACGACACGAUGCGCAACGUGAAAUCGUUGGAAAACGAGGAUAGUGGCCGCGAGUCGGGCAUCGUCAUCGAUAUCAAGGUACCCUCCGGCGCCUUUUUAUUCGCCCAUUUAGUGCUCGACGACCCAGGUGACGAAGCCGUCGCC
Messenger RNA from Mesorhabditis spiculigera, 285 nucleotides. The record is from the annotation of a GenBank genome assembly. NCBI's taxonomy places the organism in Eukaryota, Metazoa, Nematoda, Chromadorea, Rhabditida, Rhabditidae.